GCGGAGUUGUCAUUCAAGGGAAGGGUAUAGUUUUUAGUUUUUAUAAUUUUAUUUAGUGGAAUUUCUUUAUCUUAUGUUAUUAGAUAGACAAUGCUGAUUCAAGAUGAUGUCUGAUCAGUUCAGAAAAGUCGAACAGUAUUCUCCGAAGUCCUCGCCACGAGGAGCGAGAUCACCAGUCGUCUCUCGUCAGGAUUCGUCUGGAACUCUCAAGACCACAAUUUCACUCGGGAAGAACCCGUCUAUCGUGCACAGUGGACCAUUCUAUUUGAUGAAAGAUCCCCCAGCUGGAGAAUGUGAUCGGACCGGAGCGACAAACCUGAUGGCAUACUAUGGAUUAGAGCAUUCAUAUAGCAAAUUUAAUGGCAAGAAGCUCAAAGAAUCGCUAUCUUCUUUUUUACCCAAUCUUCCUGGCAUAGUUGAUGGACCCGGGCAAGAGGAUAACAGUACCCUGGGUUCAGUGAUAGCCAAGAGGCCCAUCGGAGGAAAGGAGCUGCUACCGCUGACGAGCGCACAGCUGGCGGGCUUUCGGCUGCACCCUGGGCCACUCCCUGAGCAGUACCGCUAUGUGAGCGCCACUCCACCAAAGAGACACAAAAGCAAGCACAAGAAACAUAAACACAAAGAUGGAGCACCACCCGGUCAAGACACUCCAUUGCAAGACUCAUCAAAUCCAGAUACAUAUGAGAAGAAGCAUAAAAAGCAGAAGCGUCAUGAGGAUGAUAAGGAGCGGAAGAAAAGGAAAAAGGAGAAAAAGAGGAAAAAGCAAAAGCACAGUCCAGAACACGGAGGCCUCACGCCCAGCCAGCAUCCCGUACCCUGAGCGGGUUAUUUGUCCGUAGGAUAUAAGGAUCCAACUACUAAGCCCAAAGAGAAUGCUAAAUACUCUAAACAAAUUAACCAAUAAGACCAAAAUCAUAUCAUUUGAUAAUUUUAUAAUUACCAAAACAUUUGUUUUUAUUUAUUAAUGAUUAAAUUUCUCUCUUCUAUUUUUUUAUUGAAAUGUAAAAUUUUGUUUCCUGUGUAAAAUAGUGUAUAAUGUAAUGUAAAAAUUUACCCAAAUCUCAGUAUCCACAUGCAGGGGGUUCAGGAUUAGUUUAUGGCUCAAAUAAUAGUUUUAAGAUGGAUAAUUUUGUAAAAGCAACAGAGUACAUUAUUGUAGUCAUUCAUCAUAAAUGCAUGAGUGCCUUCAAACAAGUAGGAGUAAGAUUUCUUUUCUUUUCUUUAGAAUGAUUAAGUAUUUGUCCAAUUUCAUAAAUACCAAUUAAGCCUUCUCUUUGGGCUGGUCUAAGAAAAUAAUUAAUAACAUAUUACAGUAAUUAUUAGUUAUCAUUGUUUUAGUGUACUGUCGUUAUUUUAGUUGUGUAAGUUCUAUAUUUUCAGGUAAUUAUUGUAUUUAUCAGAGAAUAUUUUCUUAAUUUCAAAAGAUUUUGGCAUGAAGAAUAACUUGGAAGAUUGUCACCCCUUGAAUUACUGAUCUGAUUAAAAACCAUUCUUGAUAAUUUUAUGCUACCAAAUAUCGAACAUUUGGCUCGGUUAUUUGAAAAUUAUGUAAUAAUUAUAAGUAUUAUGUAUAAUUACAAACAAAAUGUGGUGUGGAUUAAAAGUUUUGAAGCACUAUUUUUCCAACCAUGACUUUAUAUUGUAAAUAGUCGCAUCAUGACCCUCGUUCAAUACCAUUUCUCAUAGGUGUAAUAAAUAAAUUUGAUAGAAUGUU
Molecule: messenger RNA, 1714 nt
Organism: Ostrinia nubilalis (European corn borer)
Lineage: Eukaryota; Metazoa; Arthropoda; Insecta; Lepidoptera; Crambidae
Gene: MED19
Product: mediator of RNA polymerase II transcription subunit 19
Exons: 3
Coding region: 104-820 (238 amino acids)
Biological process (GO): positive regulation of transcription by RNA polymerase II
Cellular component (GO): mediator complex
Molecular function (GO): transcription coregulator activity; transcription factor binding
Source: RefSeq, a predicted model, not a curated record